AUGAUGAUGCGGUUAAAGGGUUUACAUGCAGUUUCAGAAUGGAUUGAAGCAAAUCCAUUGAAACAAGCGGAAAGAUUGCAGCGUUCAGUUUCAUCUCAAUGGGAACCUCCACCUGACGAUUUUAUCAAAUGUAAUUUUGAUUGUAGUUUUUCGCAGGAAUCGAAUGUCAUGAAGGUUGGUUGGAUUGUUAGAGACUCUCAGGGUUCCUUUUUGGAAGCGGGAUGGGCAACAUUACCACAGGUUAGCUCUCCACUCCAGGCAGAAGCAAUGGCUUUCAUCUAUGUGGUUCAACGAAUGUGGGUUUUGGGAAGGAGGAAAGUUUGGUUUGAAGGGGACAAUUUGGUGCUCACAACGACUAUAAAUCAAGGCAAACAAAAUGUGGAGUUGGGGAACUUACUAUGGGACAUUCGUCACUGGAUAAGCAAACUGCCUCUUAGUUCAUUGGGUUAUGUCAACAGAGAGAAGAACCAAGCUGCUGAUGCCUUAGCAAAACACAAUCUCCAUAAUUGUUUAAACAUUUAUAAGGUUUACGUUUCACCACCUAUUUGGUUGGUUAACUUCUUGUAUUCUCCUUUCACAGUUUAA
Molecule: messenger RNA, 585 nt
Organism: Microthlaspi erraticum
Lineage: Eukaryota; Viridiplantae; Streptophyta; Magnoliopsida; Brassicales; Brassicaceae
Source: the annotation of a GenBank genome assembly